Molecule: messenger RNA, 1619 nt
Organism: Raphanus sativus (radish)
Lineage: Eukaryota; Viridiplantae; Streptophyta; Magnoliopsida; Brassicales; Brassicaceae
Product: glucan endo-1,3-beta-glucosidase
Exons: 2
Coding region: 101-1462 (453 amino acids)
Biological process (GO): carbohydrate metabolic process
Cellular component (GO): plasma membrane
Molecular function (GO): hydrolase activity, hydrolyzing O-glycosyl compounds
Source: RefSeq, a predicted model, not a curated record
AUAAACAUUAUCUCUCUCCUCAUAAAUAAACAUCCCCAAACUAUUCACGGGUUUCACUUGAAUCGUUUGAUUUUCCCAUUUUCCCAAAACUACCAAAACAAUGGCCAAAGCGCCACCGUCAAUCUCUCUCCUCCUCCUCCUCUCCGCCGCCGUACUUCUCACCCUCCCUGCCGCUAUCUCCUCCAUAGGCGUCAACUACGGAACUCUCGGAAACCUCCCACCUCCGACUCAGGUGGCGAACUUCCUCAAGACUCAGACUACCAUAGACAGCGUCAAGAUCUUCAACGUGAAUCCAGAUAUCAUCCGUGCCUUCGCCGGAACGGGAAUCUCUGUGGUCGUCACCGUCCCUAACGGUGAUAUUCCGGCGUUAGCUAACGGGAUAGAAGCUCGUCGGUGGGUUUCUGCUAAUAUUCAACCGUUUCAUCCUCAGACAAAGAUCAAGUACAUCUCUGUCGGAAAUGAGAUUCUUCUCUCCGGAGAUGAUAACAUGAUCAAGAAUCUUUUACCGGCGAUGAAGAAUCUUAACGCUGCUUUGGUACGUGCUGGUGUCAAAGAUGUUAAGGUCACAACCGCACACUCACUUAACAUCAUAGCCUAUGAGCUUAACGGUGCACCAAGCAGCGGUCGAUUCAGACCUGGCUGGGACACAGGCGUAUUGGCUCCAAUCCUAGCUUACCAUCGCCAGACCAAGUCUCCUUUCAUGGUUAACCCUUACCCUUACUUCGGUUUCGACCCCAAAAACGUCAACUUCGCCAUUUUCCGCUCACCGUACAAGGCGGUCCGUGACCCGUUAACCGGCAAAGUCUACACAAACAUGUAUGAUACUCUCAUGGACUCGACUUACUCAGCCAUGAAAGCACUCGGCUACGACGAUGUUGACAUCGUCGUUGGUGAGACGGGAUGGCCGUCUGCCUGCGAUGCACCUUGGUGCUCUCUUGAAAACGCGGCUUGGUUCAACCUCAACAUUAUUAAACGUGCACAAGGCCAAGGAACACCUCUCAUGCCUAACCGACGGUUCGAGACUUACAUUUUCGGCCUGUUCAACGAAGAAGGCAAACCCGGUCCAACCGCAGAGCGAAACUGGGGGCUUUUCCGGUCAGAUUUUUCCCCGGUUUACGACGUUGGCCUCCUCAAAAACAAACAAGGUGGUGGUGGUGGCCGUCCAGCACCAGCGUUGCCAGCGCCUAGUGGUGGUGGUGGUAAAUGGUGUGUGGCCAAGUCGGAAGCUACCGAUGCGCAGUUGCAAGGGAAUAUUGACUGGGUGUGUAGUCAAGGAGGUGUUGACUGUAAACCGAUCCAAACCGGUGGUUCGUGCUUUAACCCUGGCAGUGUGAGGUCGCAAGCUUCUUUUGUGAUGAACGCUUAUUUCCAGAAAAACGGUCGCACUGACGGGUCAUGUAAUUUCAGUGGAACCGGAGUCAUCGCUGGGAACAACCCAAGCAAUGGUGCGUGUAAGUACUAAGUGAGACAUCUCUUUAAGAGAUUUGUCUAUGUAGCAUUUGUUCGGAUAGACUUAACAUUAUGUUUUCUGGAUAUUCUUCUGAUUUUAAGGUUUCUUUAUUCAUUUCCCUUUCUUUAAAUCCUUUUUAUUUGAAUAAAUGAAGAGGAACUUCUCAUAA